This is a messenger RNA of Pistacia vera, 771 nucleotides long. Its product is annotated as acidic leucine-rich nuclear phosphoprotein 32 family member B-like. The coding region runs from base 75 to 323 and encodes 82 amino acids. Gene Ontology annotation, cellular component: RNA polymerase III complex. The transcript is spliced from 4 exons. Gene Ontology annotation, biological process: transcription by RNA polymerase III. NCBI's taxonomy places the organism in Eukaryota, Viridiplantae, Streptophyta, Magnoliopsida, Sapindales, Anacardiaceae. The record is from RefSeq and is a predicted model, not a curated record.
GCAUUGUUUGUUAUCAACACUGUCUUACAAUCUUAAGCCUUCAAAGAUCUAGUUAAACUGAUUUAGCUGUUCAUAUGACAGGCCUGCAGAGGUUAGAUCUCUUUGAAAAACUUGAACAGAAAAAUAAGGGUGAAGAGGAAAAAGAUGAAAAGGAAAAGAAAGAAGGCGAAGACAAGGACGAGGACGAAGAUGAUGAAGAAGCAGCCGGAGAAGCUGAUGAAGAAUUCAGUGAUGAUGGAGAUUAUAAUCAGAAUGUUGAUUUUGAUGACGAUGAAGAUGAUUUUAACAUGGACGAUGGGAACGAUGAUGAAGCAACAUACUAACUGCUAUGUGGUAAAUUUUUGCCUGCCCUGAUCCUCCAACCAUCUCUCUUGCUGCAAAUUCUGCAGAUAGAAUGAUGUGGCUUGUUUUGUCACAGCCACCUUGUAAAUUUACUGCAAGAAAUUUUGGUAAAAGCUUAAUGCUUUGAGUAGGAGGAUUUUUACAUUAUUCUUCAAAUUUACGGUCUAGCAAAUUGAAUCAUGGCCUUAGUUCAGAGCUUGCGUAUUAUCAGUAUGCGUAAAAUUCAUGCAGUUUAUUGCCUUUUUUUACGCUGAUGUCGAUAUAUAUAUAUAUAUAUAUAUAUAUAGCAACGAUGAACUUGUAAUAUUAAACGAUAGGUUUGUAAGUUUCAACGACUUAAUUUUUCGUUGAAUGUUGUCAUAUUGAAUAUCAUAUCAAAGUAGCAAUUGUUACAAGAGGUAAGUCCAUCAAUUUACGAUGCAAGGUUAU